UGGAGGUCAUACUGGUAAGUAGUUUUGUGUUGGGGUGAUGCAAGACUUCUGCGAAUAAAACAGAAAAUUGGAUAAUUUGUCGCUAUUUAGCUACACGCUUUGGUAAAGGUCGAUCGCCAUCAUGGCCAAGUUGUUUGAAACGAUUGGGAAGCUUGGCCUUGGUCUGGCAGUGGUGGGAGGUGUGGUGAACUCGGCCCUCUAUAACGUGGAUGCCGGUCACAGGGCUGUCAUAUUUGACCGUUUCAGAGGCGUGCAGACUGUCGUCACUGGAGAAGGCACACACUUCCUCAUUCCCUGGGUGCAGAAGCCAAUCAUCUUUGACUGCCGUUCUCGUCCUCGCAACGUUCCCGUGAUCACUGGCAGUAAAGAUCUCCAAAAUGUGAACAUCACACUGCGUAUCCUGUUCAGGCCGGUGACUACUCAGCUCCCACGGAUCUUCACCAGCAUCGGAGAAGAUUACGAUGAGCGAGUCCUCCCGUCCAUCACUACAGAAGUUCUGAAGUCUGUUGUGGCCCGCUUUGACGCCGGCGAGCUGAUCACGCAGAGAGAGCUGGUGUCCAGGCAGGUCAGCGAGGAUCUGACCGAGCGAGCGGCCACCUUUGGGCUCGUCCUCGAUGACGUCUCUCUGACGCACUUGACGUUCGGCAAAGAGUUCACGGACGCCGUUGAGGCCAAACAGGUGGCGCAGCAGGAGGCGGAAAGGGCGCGCUUUGUAGUGGAGAAGGCCGAGCAGCAGAAGCAGGCCACCAUCAUCUCUGCCGAAGGCGACUCCAAGGCCGCCCUGUUGAUCGCGGAGUCCCUGGCCAAAGCCGGCGAUGGGCUGGUGGAGCUGCGGAAGCUGGAGGCGGCCGAGGACAUCGCCUUCCAGCUGUCGCGCUCGAGGAACAUCACGUACCUGCCGUCGGGACAGACCACCCUACUGCAGCUGCCGCAGUGACCCCCGCGGCCCCCGCUCUGAAUGCGCGCCUUUCCGGCUGGUGACCUGCGGCCGUUGGCCACUCGAUUGGAUCCCAGUUUUGAAUUUGAAGUUUGUUUAUUUGACAAUUUCAUUUAAGAGCCUCGUGAACGUGUCGUCUCGGAGGGUCUUCUCUUUAUCAAAAAUUGAAUGCUCAGUUUCUACUCUACAGCCCAUGGACUCGAGUGUGCAGUCCGGUGGUGAAGCGAAGCGUCUCGUCUCGCCCCCCUUUCGUAAGUGUAGUUCCAGUAAUAAAAG
Molecule: messenger RNA, 1213 nt
Organism: Polypterus senegalus (gray bichir)
Lineage: Eukaryota; Metazoa; Chordata; Cladistia; Polypteriformes; Polypteridae
Gene: phb1
Product: prohibitin
Exons: 7
Coding region: 122-937 (271 amino acids)
Biological process (GO): mitochondrion organization
Cellular component (GO): membrane; mitochondrion
Source: RefSeq, a predicted model, not a curated record